Molecule: messenger RNA, 1686 nt
Organism: Magallana angulata
Lineage: Eukaryota; Metazoa; Mollusca; Bivalvia; Ostreida; Ostreidae
Product: cysteine dioxygenase type 1-like
Exons: 3
Coding region: 203-799 (198 amino acids)
Biological process (GO): L-cysteine catabolic process
Molecular function (GO): cysteine dioxygenase activity; ferrous iron binding
Source: RefSeq, a predicted model, not a curated record
GCAAUCCCAGGCCAGGACAGAAAGUUUGGGUGUGAAAAAAAUUAUCUUAAAAUAUGAUUGACUCACAAAAAAUAUUGUUAGUUUCACCUGAACAUCACUAUAUAAACUCGUGUCAAUGAUUGGACCAUUAGAAGGCUAGGUAAACUGUUGUAGAAAUAGAACCAAUUUGAAAAAAAAAACGACAACUGGUUGCCUACACAAAAUGGAGGGGUACAAUUUAGAAAACCUACAGUCAGACUUGAGGAUCGAGCUUGUGAAUGGUCUAACAGGAGAGAAUGUUGAGUCGGUGAAGGAACUGAUGUCUCGUUAUAAAAGUGACCCCCAGGACUGGAAGGACAUGGAGAAAUGGAGCGAUAUCAAGUACACAAGGACUUUGCUGGACAAAGGUAACGGCCAUUAUAAUCUGAUGAUUCUGUGCUGGAACGUUGGACAGGAGAGCCCCAUACACAACCACCCCAACUCACACUGCUUCAUGAAAACACUAGAGGGUGUGGUCCACGAGGAACUCUACAGGAAACCGGAUAUGACGUCGUGUCAAUGUUCAUGCGGAUGCAAGAUGGAGAAGAUUGGAGACAGGGACUAUGCAGUAAAUGACGUGGCCUUAAUAACUGACAAAGAUGGCGUGCACAGAGUUGGAAACAGAAGUCACGUGGACAGAGCCGUGACGCUACAUCUCUACUCGCCGCCAUUUACCACGUGUCACAAGUAUGACGACGACACGAGCAAAGAGACGGAGGUCCCCAUGGGAUUUGAUCAGGACUUCAGUAGUCGGUGUUGUAGCACCACAUGCUCCAGUUAAUCAUUUUAUAUUAAAAACGAUGUGCAGAUUUUUUUUUACUGUAAUAGAAUCUCAGUGUACCAUUUGAGUAAACCAUGUUCGUGUGUAUUUAUUCAUACAUAAAUUCACGCAUGGUGGAAAGAUUUGUAAAUUAUUUAUUUCCAUAGUUUGCUUUUUGUCAGCUUUGAUUUCACUACAUUCUGUUAAUAUAUAAAAUAUGGUAGAAUUGCAAAAUUGAAUCUUUGCCAAACAUUCUUGUAUAAACCUUGAAUGUGAUGUUGUUCUGUAGAUGGAAAUAUCAUUCCACAUAUUAUUGCAACACAAAUGCAAUUUGACAUUUAGUGUCUUUUAAGAUACAUAUACCUUAAACAGAGUUAUGGUAUUAACACUUUUCCAGUAAAAACAGUUUGCUACUUUCCCCAAACUCUUACCGAAUUAACUCUGGUUUGUCAUUUGUUUCCCUUUUUUCAAAAAUGAUAUAAGACUUAAACUUAUACAGUAUCUUUAAUGCGAAUUAAAAAAAAAAUCACUUGUCCCGUAUGGAGUUAAACAUCUGUUUCGGAAUUGGAUAUGCCAUUUUUAUUUUACUUUUUGUACAUCUAGUAUGCUGAUAUGUAUUGAUAAAGGUGUUUAACAUCUUAUGAUUAUUAGUCUUUAUUAAUAUUAUUAUAUUCAUAAGUGGAAAAAUCUAAUUGUCAUGUGAAUUCUGAUGUUUCCAAGCUACUUUUUUUAUUGUGUUACAUGUAUUGCAUCUUAUUUCAAACAUAUGUUUUAGUCACAAACAAAUAAAGCGGGUGGACAAUGUAGCUUUUUGGACAAUCAUUUAAAGGUAUGUGUAUUCCGAAAUGAGUACGGUUGAGUAAUAGUUAACCGAGAGUUUAGAUAUUUAUGUUCUAAUAAAAUGGAGA